Messenger RNA from Phytophthora infestans T30-4, 246 nucleotides. RefSeq lists its product as uncharacterized. The transcript has 2 exons. The record is from RefSeq and is a predicted model, not a curated record. The coding region runs from base 1 to 246 and encodes 81 amino acids. Lineage: Eukaryota; Oomycota; Peronosporomycetes; Peronosporales; Peronosporaceae.
AUGCAGCAACAAUGCUCGCACAGUGUUUUACUAGAAAGCCGCGAAAACGACACUUUGCGCGAGUGGGAGGCUUCGCGUACGCGACGGCUAUCCAAACUACCUUCCCAUCGAGUCGCGAGUCGAGGGCGCGAAGGCGCGGCCGACGACCGACACCGAGACGGCGGCAAAGCCCGCAAAAAGCGCCAGGAUGCCGUUGCAUGCAGCGCCGGCCUUUGCUUCACAAUCGUCUUCAUGCACAAUGCAUAG